AUGCUGAAGCUGCGAGGGUGCCGGGUGAUCGAAGGUCACCUCAGUAUUGUCGUGAUCGAACAUCCCUCGCCGAGUGCAUUUGACAACAUGAGCUUUCCUGAAUUAAGGGAAGUAACUGGCUAUAUAAAGAUAUAUAGGUUGAUGGGGGUGCGGAACCUCGGCGACCUGUUUCCGAAUCUCUCUGUAGUGCGCGGUAUGCAACUGUUCAAGGAUUACGCUAUAGUUGUGUUUGACUGCGAAGAUCUUGAGUCGCUGGGCCUUCGUUCUUUGUCGAAAGUGGAACGCGGCGGGGUUCGCAUACAGCAGAACGAUCGUCUCUGCUACACGAAUACCAUUGACUGGUCGCGCAUCGUGGCGGACGGCGACGACAACAUCUUGAUCCGGUCGAACUACGACACACGACUGUGCGGCCUGUGUCCGAACGCACAGAGCCGCAUGGAGGACCACCGACAGCAGCACUUGCAGUGCCCCGCCGAUACCUCCGGACGGCUGCUGUGUUGGGACGACAAGCACUGUCAAAAGUUGUGCCCGAGUGCGUGUGGCGGGCGCGCGUGUACGCGCAACGGCACGUGCUGCAACGCGACGUGCCUGGGCGGCUGCGAAGGCCCGCUCGCGCGUGACUGCCACGUCUGCGCCAACUACUCGCUCGGCUACGGCGAGAACCGCACCUGCGUCUCCUCCUGCCCCGCCAACACGUACCGGCUGUCGCGGCGCUGCGUGACGGAGCAGGAGUGCCGCGCCAUGCCGCCGCCGCAGCCCGCCGAGUCCAGCCAGCCCGCGCCCAACAUCCGCGCCUACAAGAUCCUCAACAACACCUGCGUCUACAUGUGUCCUAGCGGAUACAUGGAGGUGGGCGGCGCGCGCGACGGCAUGUGCCGGCCGUGCCGGCCGGCGGGCUGCGUGCGCGAGUGCGGCGGCGGCCGCGUCGACUCGGUGGCGGCGGCCGAGCACUUCCGCGGCUGCACGCACCUCAAGGGCUCGCUCGAGAUCUCGCUCCGCGCCAGCGCUGGGAAUACAAUGGCGAUUCUGGAAGCAUCUCUGGGUGAAAUCCGCGAGAUUGACGGCAGCCUGAAGAUAACGCGCUCGUACCCGCUCGUGUCGCUCAUGUUCCUCAAGAACCUGCGCCGCAUCGGCGGCCACACCAACGAUAAUAAAAUGCAGAGCCUGUACAUAUUCAACAACCCGAACCUGGAGAUGCUGUGGGACUGGUCCACACAUAAAACGAUCGAGAUAGUUCGCGGCAAACUCUUUAUCCACUUCAACCCGAAGCUCUGCUACAACCAGAUCCUGCCGCUCAAGAACAUGACGCGCGACCCGAUAUCCACGUUCGACCAGAUCGAGGUGUCCAUCGAUAACAACGGCGAUCAGGCUUCAUGUUUCCAAGACGUGCUGCAACUGAAGGUGAGCACUCUACGUCGGCGCGCGGUGAUCUUGACGUGGGACAUGUACUGCUCGGAGGACAUACGCAAGAUGCUCGGUUACUCCAUCUACUAUAUUGCCGCCGAGCACAACGUCACGCUGUACGGACAGCGAGAUGCCUGCUCUGACACGUGGAACGUGCUGGACAUAACGAUGGACGACGUGCGCAGCAACGUGUCGAAACCGACGCCCAGCGCUAAGAACGCGCUGGUCAACCCAUGCGACAAUCUGCAGCCGCACUUCUACCCGCUCACGCAGCUCACGCCAUUCACGCGAUACGCCGCCUACGUCAAGACAUACACCACGCUGCAGGACAAGAAGGGCGCGCAGAGCCCCAUCAUCUACUUCAAGACCCUGCCCGAUUCCCCAAGCCCACCGUUGGGGCUGACGGUGGAGCUUCGCACUGCUCACUCUGUGCAGAUUAGCUGGAUGCCGCCGGCAAUGCCGAACGGCACCAUUUCUAUUUACCACGUGGAGAUCCAGGCCAACAGCUACAACCGACCCACUAUACUCGCUGAUAACCUCAACUACUGUAACAAUCCAAGCGCGCUUUCGAACAUGAUAACGGUGCGCAACGAAGAAGUGGCAGAGAGUGCGGAGGGUGGGGAGGGUGGUGAGGGUGCGGGGAGCGCUGUGGGCGCGGCGGUUGCGGGGGCCGCGGCAGGCGCGGGGGGCGAGGUGGGCGGCACGUGCGCGUGCGCGCCGCGCCCCGCCUCGCGCUUCAGUUCGCGCGCCGAGCAGGAGCGCAUCGACAGCAUCAACUUCGAGAACGAACUGCAGAACCACGUUUACGUCAAAACUGAGAGAAACAAAUCUUCUAAAUCGGGUAGCAGCAGAAUAAAACGGGCUAUAGACAAACAGCUGAACAGCAUGCUGGUCAUACUAAGCGGAUACAAUAAACCCGAACAAGGAUCAAAGUAUUUCAACUCUACUGACACGGAAGGGUACGUGAAGUCGCUGUACUACGAGCUGGACGGCAACACGCGGUCACUAUUGGUAGAGAAUAUGCGCCAUUUCACCUGGUACACCGUCAACCUGUGGGCGUGUCGUGAAAAACAAGAUUACGAACCGAUUGACAACUACAAGGAAACUUGGUGCUCUGGACGAACCUUCAACACUUUUCGGACUUUAGAGUUGCCAAAUGCCGACGUAGUAAAAGAUGUUCGAGCUGAAGUCAUAGUCUCAAACAAAACCUUACCCGAAGUAAACGUAACUUGGAAGCCACCAGAAAACCCUAAUGGAUUUGUAGUUGCAUACAAUGUGCAUCACUCGCGUAUUGAAGACAACAGCGAGGCGCAGGACGUGGGACUGCAGAGCUGCAUCACGGCGAGCGACUACGAGGCGAGCGGGCGCAGCUACGUGCUGCGAAACCUGGCGCCCGGCAACUACAGCGUGCGCGUCACGCCGCUCACCGUCGGCGGCGCGGGCAACGUCUCCGCGCACGUCUACGUCUUCAUACCGGAGCGGCGCUCAGAGGCGGGCUACGCGUGGGCGUGGGGCGCGGCGGCGGGCGCGGCGCUGCUGCUGCUGCUGGCGGGCGGCGCCUGGUACGCGCGCCGCGCGCUGCCGUCGCCCGAGGGCAACAAGCUGUUCGCCACCGUCAACCCGGAGUACGUGUCCACCGUGUAUGUGCCCGAUGAGUGGGAGCUGCCGCGCACCAGCAUCGAGUUCAUCCGCGAGCUUGGUCAGGGCUCCUUUGGCAUGGUUUAUGAAGGUAUUGCUAAAAACAUAGAAAAAGGAAAACCGGAAACUCGGUGCGCUGUAAAAACGGUUAAUGAACAUGCCACUGACAGGGAGCGCAUUGAGUUCCUGAACGAGGCGUCAGUGAUGAAGGCGUUCGAUACGUUUCACGUGGUGCGGCUGCUGGGCGUGGUGUCACGCGGCCAGCCCACGCUGGUGGUGAUGGAGCUGAUGGAGUUCGGCGACCUCAAGACCUACCUGCGCUCGCACCGCCCCGACGCCGACUCCUCGCUGCCCAAGAAGGACGACGCCGCGCCGCCCACGCUGCAGAACAUCCUGCAGAUGGCGAUAGAGAUAGCGGACGGUAUGGCAUACUUAUCCGCCAAAAAGUACGUACACCGCGACUUGGCGGCGCGCAACUGCAUGGUGGCCGGCGACCUCACCGUCAAGGUGGGCGACUUCGGCAUGACGCGAGACAUCUAUGAGACUGACUACUAUAGGAAGGGCACUAAGGGUCUACUGCCCGUCCGGUGGAUGAGCCCAGAGAGCUUGAAAGAUGGGGUGUUUUCAAGUAAUAGUGAUGUGUGGAGCUACGGUGUCGUGCUAUGGGAAAUGGCGACACUAGCGAUGCAGCCCUAUCAGGGCCUGUCGAAUGAGCAGGUGGUGCGCUACGUGGUGGAGGGCGGCGUGAUGGAGCGGCCGGAGCACUGCCCCGACCGGCUGUACGAGCUCAUGCGCGCCUGCUGGUCGCACCGCGCCGCCGCGCGCCCCUCCUUCCUGCAGCUGGUGGCUGACCUGGCGCCCAGCGCGCAGCCCUACUUCCGACACCGCUCCUUCUUCCACUCGCCGCAGGGCCAGGAGAUGUACGCGCUGCAGCGCUCCGCCACGGGUGAGUCUCUUCCACUUCCUGCAGCUGGUGGCCGACCUGGCGCCCAGAGCACAGCCCUACUUCCGACACCGCUCCUUCUUCCACUCGCCGCAGGGCUAGGAGAUGUAAGCGCUGCAGCGCUCCGCCACGGGUGA
This is a messenger RNA of Parnassius apollo (apollo), 4122 nucleotides long. The record is from the annotation of a GenBank genome assembly. Lineage: Eukaryota; Metazoa; Arthropoda; Insecta; Lepidoptera; Papilionidae.